Ipomoea triloba (trilobed morning glory) is the source of this 1710-nucleotide messenger RNA. RefSeq lists its product as uncharacterized. The transcript has 3 exons. NCBI's taxonomy places the organism in Eukaryota, Viridiplantae, Streptophyta, Magnoliopsida, Solanales, Convolvulaceae. The record is from RefSeq and is a predicted model, not a curated record. Bases 1 to 1710 code for a protein of 569 amino acids. Gene Ontology annotation, molecular function: nucleic acid binding; zinc ion binding.
AUGGAUUCUCAACGGUACUCCGACGAGGAUGAUCUGCUUGAACGGAGUACAAACAAGCCGAAAAUGGAUGAUGGUUUGCAAGAUGCAAUAGAUUCUACCGCGGCUGAUGGAUCACCAUCUGAGAUGGUCCCAGAUGCCCACACGAGUGCUGAUGGUGAGGUUGUUGCCGAGACACAAUUGGAGGAGACGCCGGGCGCUGAUCGAUUGGAUUCUGACAUGCAAAUCGAGGCAGAAUCCACGCCCCAUCCCGUGCCCGUGGCUGAAUCAGCACAGCCCUUGCCAGUGGAUCCCAACCCGGUGGACAGCGGGGCUGAUAGACCCCGUUCAUAUCUGGAUUCGGUGGUUGGGAAGGGCACCGAUGCAGCACAUUUUUUGGUUGACAACAUCGCUGAUGCGGGAGGGGAGGACCUCAACGCGGAGGAGGAUCCCGUUGAUGAAGAUGACGAUCCCACGUGUCCUACAGUUCGUCUCUCAGCGAGGGAGAAGGAGCAGAUCCGGGAGCCUUGGCGUCAAACGUUGAUUAUAAAGGUCAUGGGCAGGCGUGUGGGUUAUGCUUACCUCCUUCGGCGGUUGACGACGAUGUGGAAACCCAAAGGAAGACUGGAAUUGAUAGCGCUUGAGAACGAUUAUUUCUUGGUCAGAUUUGGAAUGCGCGACGAUUUGGAAUUUGCAAAGUAUGAGGGUCCUUGGAUGAUCCUAGAUCAUUACUUGAUCGUCAAAGACUGGGUGCCGAAUUUCGAUCCGACCGUUGACACUACGGAAAAUGUCCUUGUUUGGGUUUGUUUCCCAAAUCUCCCCGUGGAAUUUUAUAAUCUUCUUUGUCUGAGGAAGAUCGGUAAUAAGCUGGGGAGAACGGUGAGAGUAGACCACACAACCAGUUUGGUGUCAAGGGGUAAGUUUGUCAGGGUUUGCGUAGAAAUCGACAUCACUAAGCCGCUCAUUUCAACGUUUACUUUGGAGGGGAAGGUUUGGAAGGUGGCAUAUGAAGGCAUCCAUCUAGUGUGUUUCGCGUGUGGUAUGUAUGGUCACAGGCUGGAAGCUUGCCCGACGGCGGGUGAGAGUGUUAUGGACGGAUCAGAGGGCAGCGGCGCCCCUCACCCACCGCAAUCGGCGGGCCCUGCUCGUGCGAAUGCACCACAGGGGACCGACAAAGGGAAGGCAACGACGUCUCGUAUGAGACCCUAUGGCUCGUGGAUGAUCGUGACACGAAAAGAGCGCCGACAAUCUGAACGUCCUCAGGGUGCAGGGGGGUCGAGGUUUGCGCCGUUGGAAACAGAAUUUGUUCCGGUGAUGAAUUCUGAGACGAACACUAAUUGUGCUAUGGAAUCUGGGGAGGGUGAACCAGCCAACCAUGGUGACAACAGCGCUCAAGCUACCACGGGGGCAGAAAGGACAGUGACGGGAAAGAGUUCUUCGAGGAGGGGUUCACUUAGGGCAGCUGAAGAAGAUGACCAUGUGGUAAACCCGGGGGAGAAUGGGGGUAGUAUCAUCAGUACAACGAGAGUCACGAAUCAGGAGCCUGUGCAGGACCCUUUGCCUGCUGUUAAUCAGGAUCCUAUGGAUAAUGCUCUAGAUGCAGCCGGGGAUCAGUCUCCGGAGCAUCACACGGACCCCCCGGAUUGCAGGGAUGGGGAAAGCGAUACUGUUAUGGAGGAUGACAUGCCUCAGGAUCUUAGUUUGGCGGAGGAGGCCAAUGCUUCUGCAGUCUGA